Messenger RNA from Erigeron canadensis, 1086 nucleotides. RefSeq lists its product as uncharacterized. NCBI's taxonomy places the organism in Eukaryota, Viridiplantae, Streptophyta, Magnoliopsida, Asterales, Asteraceae. The transcript is spliced from 4 exons. Bases 1 to 1086 code for a protein of 361 amino acids. The record is from RefSeq and is a predicted model, not a curated record.
AUGGAUUCCGAUGAUUCAUCUGGAUCUUCAUUUGGAUCUUCUAACGGUCACGACGAUUACGCAGAUCGUUUCCAGGCUAUACUACAACGAGCUGCCCAAGUAGUUCAAAGGCGUCUUGCUGACCAACCUGACACAGUCAUUCACCGAAGGGUUCCAGUUGACCGUAAUCGUAUUGAAGCACAUGCGCGUUUGAUGCAUGACUACUUCAAUGAUCAACCGCGAUACAACGUGAGACUUUUCAGAAAAAGGUUUCGUAUGACAAAACCUUUAUUUAUGCGGAUAGUCGGUGAUUUGGAGGCUAGGUACCCAUAUUUUCAGACAAGAUAUGACCGGGCUGGGAGAAAAGGGUUCGCCGGGGUACAGAAGUGUACAUCUGCAAUUCGCCAAUUGGCAUACGGCGUGAAUAGUGAUUUCCUUGACUAUAUGAUUGGUAGUAUUGAUUGUAUGCAUUGGCCAUGGGAGUUGUGUCCAGCGACUUGGCGAGCUACUUACACGGGCGGUCAUGUGGGUAGACCGUCAUUGAUAUUGCAGGCUGUAGCAUCCAACGAUCUAUGGAUUUGGAAUGCUUAUUUUGGACGGCAAGGUUCGCACAAUGAUAUCAAUGUGUUUGAAGCAUCGUCUAUUCUUGAGGAGAUUAUUAAUGGCUUGGCACCUAGUGUUCCGUUUUCGGCAUAUGGUAACCAUUAUGAGAAGGGCUACUAUUUAGGCGACGACAUCUAUCCUGAAUAUGCUACGUUUGUGAAGACGUUUUCCGACUCGAUUGAUGAAAAAAGAAGACUUUUUAAGAAAAAACAAGAGUCGGCACGAAAGGGUAUUGAGCGGGCUUUCGACGAAGGGAAAGCCGUGUGCCAAGACUACAACGCUCAAGAACCGAGCCUAAAUCCCGCAUAUUGGAGUCAACAAACUCCAAUGGAAGUUCGGAUCCAAAAUCUGCGUACCGUUAAAAACCGAGAAACCCACAACAUGCUAACGGCAGAUUUGGUUGACCAUAUUUGGGCGAACACACCACAUGACUUCGAGCCUCCAGCCGAUCCCUUCGCCGAUCUUCGAGAUUAUGUUAGCACCGACGAUGACGACUCUGAUUAG